This is a messenger RNA of Sclerotinia trifoliorum, 1108 nucleotides long. The record is from the annotation of a GenBank genome assembly. NCBI's taxonomy places the organism in Eukaryota, Fungi, Ascomycota, Leotiomycetes, Helotiales, Sclerotiniaceae.
GGGCUGUACCCACUAAAAUUUUCUCAAGCACAAGACCACCAGACCCUUUCGAUUUAAUCCAUUCCAUUAUCAAAACACUGUUGACUCAACAAAUUCCACAAUGGCCCCCAGCAAACGCCCCCGCGAAGAAGAUACCACUUCACGCUCAACCACCAAAAAGCCUCGCCAUGGCUUCAAGGUUGGUCCUGACAAUUUGCCUGACGGAACUUGGCGUCGGAAGGUUAUUGCGAUUAAGAAGGAUUUAAUACAUAAGGCGAAGGUCAAGAAGGCGUAUGCGAAAUUGAAGGCGAAGGAGCCGUUGAGGGAGGACAGGAAUUUAUAUGUCGAGAGUGAGAAAAAGGAAGGCGAGUUAGAAAGGAAUGAGGAAGGUGAGAACCUUGCCGAAGGAGAAGAAGCAGUGGAGCUACAUCCGCAAAGAAAAGCUAUGCUUGAUGAGUCGGAAGCCGACACUGCUGCCAAAAGCGUUCCACGUUAUUCGGACAAUCUUGAAGAUGUUAAGGACAAGAAGAGGGAAGGAGGUGGAAAGAGAGGGGCAAAGCCGGCAUAUUUUGCAAAAGAAUUAGCAUUUGCAGAAAAACAAAAGGCAGAACAGAUGGCCAAAAGAGAAGAGUUCGAGAGGAAGGAAAGGGAGAAGAAGGCUAAGAUUGAGGAGAGGGAGAGAUUUAGAAGGCAGAUGGCUAAGGCUAGGAGUGGAGGCAAGAACGGUCAGAGGAAAUUAGGGAGAGAGAGCCAGGUUUUAUUGGAGAAGGUCAGGAAGGUUGUUGGCAAUUGAGACAACGGUGGAAUAUGGGACAAGGAAAACAAAGGAAGUGCAGGAAGCAUGGUUCACGUAUUAAUGGAUGUUAAGGCGGUUGCAGGUAGCGAGGGAGAGAUUGAUGAGACUUAUGAUACCCAUGAAAGUCAUCGGAGAUGAACUGCGCGGAGAUUUCUUCUCUAGGUUUAUGGCGUUAAUGGCCGAUGCUCCUAACAAGCGUCUAUGCACUAUGGUGCUUGAUUGAAGGCACACUCAGUCUCCUAUAUCAAAUAGAGGUUUGGGAUUACACCUUCACGGAAAUUUGCAAUUCGGGUUGACAGGAUAUCUCAUGAAAUUAUCGCUAUUUAUAUGCUA